AAGUGAACAAGGAUGCAAUGGUACUUCGUUGCCGCGCUUCUUACUAUUCUCACCAGUUCUCAGUUAGAUCAAUUGUACACCUAGAACUGAACGAGACACCGGCGGAUUUCCCUCUUCUCUCUUAAAGAACAUGACCACUGGGAAUUCUGACAACACUUUCACAAAGCAAUGGGGGAUAUAAGUAUGAUUAUGCGACAGUUCCUUUUCUUGCUGAAGUUUUUAAGCUUCUGGUAUCUAGUUUUCUCCUUUGGAGAGAGUGUCAGUCAUCACCUCCUCCAAGAAUGACUACAGAAUGGAAAAGCAUGCGCUUGUUCCCCAUUCCUUCCAUUAUAUACCUAAUACACAACAAUGUCCAAUUUGCUACCCUAACUUAUGUGGAUACAUCUACAUACCAGAUAAUGGGUAAUCUGAAGAUUGUCACAACUGGGAUAUUAUUCAGGCUGUUCUUGAGGAGGAAGCUAUCUACUCUACAGUGGAUGGCAAUUGUUCUAUUAGCUGUUGGCACAACUACAAGCCAGGUUAAAGGUUGUGGAGAGGCUUCAUGUGACUCACUUUUCUCAGCACCAAUCCAGGGGUACAUGUUGGGAGUUCUCUCUGCUUGUCUUUCAGCAUUAGCAGGUGUUUAUACAGAAUUUUUGAUGAAGAAGAACAACGAUAGCCUAUACUGGCAGAAUGUACAACUGUAUACGUUUGGUGCAAUCUUCAACAUGGCACGACUUCUCCUGGACGAUUUCAGAGGUGGAUUUGAGAAGGGACCAUGGUGGCAACGCCUGUUGGAUGGUUAUAGUAUUACUACAUGGUUGGUGGUAUUAAAUCUAGGGUCUACUGGUUUGCUAGUGUCUUGGUUAAUGAAGUAUGCAGAUAAUAUUGUUAAGGUAUACUCCACAUCAAUGGCUAUGCUACUGACAAUGAUUUUAUCUGUAUACCUCUUCAAUUUCAAGCCUACAUUGCAGCUUUUCUUAGGUAUUAUUAUCUGCAUGAUAUCACUACACAUGUAUUUUGCCCCUUCCAACAUGCUUGUAGAUUUGCCUUUGACUGUGAAGGCAUUACCACAAAGUCUUGAUGAAAUUUCUGUCAAUAGAACUACUGAUUCCUGAUGUAAGAUAACUGGUCAAGACGAUGAUACAACAAGGAUGUUUGAGAGCUUGGUAAUUUGGUUGAGAUUUAAAUUUAUCAACAAGGUGCCUCAUUCUCCCCUUCAAGUUUUCCUUGCAGCAUUAUUUCUCGGAUGUCACUGGUGCAGACUGGCAGAAUCAUCGUUGAUUUGAAAACAUCACUAUAGGAGAAAGACAUGUCAACAGCUGUUAAGCUGUGAAAUGUCAUUAUUACCUACAUUUAUAUAUCCUCUUCAAUCUAUAAUGUCCAACUAAUUUGACUAAUCUAUGAUAUCUCUUGUCCCGUCCAAUUAUAGACCUCACUCUUGACCUAACCAUAUGAUUUUUUUUUCUUUCGAAUUCACAGACAAAUUUUCCAGUGAUUGUGUAAUUUCAAAUGGUUAGAAUCUUUUGGUUAUGUUACUUCCAGGCUAAGGUGAUUGAUUUCAUUUUA
Messenger RNA from Nelumbo nucifera (sacred lotus), 1548 nucleotides. Its product is annotated as CMP-sialic acid transporter 1-like. Gene Ontology annotation, cellular component: Golgi membrane. The record is from RefSeq and is a predicted model, not a curated record. Gene Ontology annotation, molecular function: pyrimidine nucleotide-sugar transmembrane transporter activity. Gene Ontology annotation, biological process: pyrimidine nucleotide-sugar transmembrane transport. Lineage: Eukaryota; Viridiplantae; Streptophyta; Magnoliopsida; Proteales; Nelumbonaceae.